This is a messenger RNA of Danio rerio (zebrafish), 6169 nucleotides long. The record is from RefSeq and is a predicted model, not a curated record. Lineage: Eukaryota; Metazoa; Chordata; Actinopteri; Cypriniformes; Danionidae.
UCAUACAUUACCGGUGAUGUCUCACCACAUAUUUUGGUCAACACUAACCAAACACUGCUCGGAAAAACCAAUGGUUUAUAUUAUCGCGACAGCACAACCGUGACCGCUCACAAGCUAACCCGUUUGUUUAUCCUCUUCAGCACAUAUAGUAGAAUAAACGAAUUUAUAUUUAAUGAUAUUGACGGUGUUAUUUGGGUUUUUUAGCUAUUUAGUUACCCGGAAGGCCAGCGCUGUUAGGGGCGGAGCCUGACAUGAGAAAACACUCGGGCUGAGUUUAGCCUGCUUGCUAGCCGCCUGACGGCUUUAAUUCAGCACUCUUGUCAACAUUCAUGAUGGAACCUUCAUUUGGGAUUUCCGAAAGCCAGUGUAUAGCCACUGUUAGAGGACAUGAAAUCAGAAGCGGACAGAAAGAACCAAGACUCCUGUCCUUGUUAGAGUGUUCUGGGCAGUUCAAGUUGGAUAUCCUUUCAAAUCCUGAUGCAAUUGUAUUAAGCCCGGUGUCCCAGCUGUCCAUCCCCAUCAAUAACCAUUUUCGGAUCAUUCGAGAGGCAGAAGAAGCUCUUCUCAUUGACAUUGACUCUAUUAGCAAGACAGUACGAAUACGUCUGCGAGGUGAACGAACACCGGAGCUUCUGCUUGAGCUUCAGGAUGACGGGCAAACGCAGUCUUUUCUUGAGCAUGUGACGAAGGCCAAACAGCAAGCUGAGAGGAGUUCACUGCCCAGGAAGAUGGAGCCAGUUGUACCUGCUCCAGUUAAAGACUGUGUUCCAGUUCCACCUCAGAGAGGAACCUCCAAAUCCUUCUCAAACAACAUCAACAACAGCACUUUAGCAAAUCCCUCAAACACAGAUUCCACCCGCUCGCUUGCCACAGAUUUUGGCUUUGAAGAAAACUUUAACCACGUUUUAAAAGUGGAAGAGAAGAAGAACAAGCAGAAUCGUUUAGUUGCACAACGAGAGCCACCACCUCCACCAAUUCCCCCUCUUCCUCCUAGGAAAGGCACAAAUACAUCAUUGACAGGCCCAGCUACCAAAGAAAGGCCACCAUCUGUACAAAAUGCCACACCUGUCAGAAAUGAAUUUCAGUCUGUAGACCGAUCUGUUUCCUGGUCUGAAAGCCCGUCCAACUCCACCAUAAGACAGGCCAUGAUGAGCAGCCAUGCAGGGUCAAGAGAAGGUUUGCUCAAGUAUCGCCUCAGCAAGAAAGAGAAAGAAUAUGUGGACAUUAAGAACUUUAAGUUCUUCGUAGGCACGUGGAAUGUAAAUGGUCAGUCCCCUGACAGCAGUCUUGGGCCCUGGCUCAGUUCUGACCCAGACCCUCCUGACGUCUAUGCACUAGGAUUUCAGGAGCUGGACCUGAGCACAGAGGCGUUUUUCUAUAUGGACUCAUCCAAAGAACAGUUAUGGGUUGAUGCAGUAGAGAGAGGCCUCCAUCAAAAAGCCAGAUACAUUCAGGUUCGUAUUAUCCGCCUAGUGGGCAUGAUGUUGGUGGUGUAUAUCAAAAAGGAGCACAAAGAUCAAAUUCGAGAGAUCGCUUCUGAGUCUGUGGGAACUGGCCUCAUGAAUAAAAUGGGGAACAAGGGAGGAGUGGCAGUGCGCUUUGUGUUUCACAAUACCAGCUUCUGCUUCGUAAACUCUCACUUGGCAGCUCAUGUGGAUGACUUUGAGCGGCGAAACCAGGACUACAAAGACAUCUGUGCACGCAUGAGUUUCCACCUGCUGGAAUACCCGCCUGUCAGUAUAGUGAAACAUGAUGUGGUGAUUUGGCUUGGAGAUCUCAACUACAGGCUAUGCUUGCCUGAUGCUGGGGAGGUAAAAAGGCUUAUUGCUGAAAAAGAGCUACGGAGACUACAGGAAUAUGACCAGCUGAACCUCCAGAGAAAGACUAAACGUGUCUUCACCGAUUUCAUGGAAGGGGAGAUCAAUUUCAUCCCAACUUACAAAUAUGACGCUAAAUCAGAUCGGUGGGACUCAAGUGGGAAGUGUCGGAUUCCUGCUUGGUGCGACCGUAUCCUAUGGAGGGGAAGCAACGUGAAGCAGCUUCACUACCGCAGUCACAUGGAGCUGAAGACCAGUGACCACAAACCUGUCAGCUCUGUCUUUAGUAUCGGGGUGAAGAUGGUGAUUGAGCAACGCUACAAAAAGAUUUUCGAAGAGAUUGUGCGGGACAUGGACAGGAUGGAAAAUGACUUUCUGCCCUCUUUGUCCCUAACCCGACGGGAGUUCACCUUUGAGAAUGUGAAGUUCCGUCAGCUGCAGCGUCAGAGUUUUCUUAUCACUAAUGAUGGACAAGUUGCUUGCACCUUCGCCUUUAUUCCCAAACUCAAUGACUCCCAAUACUGUAAGCCCUGGUUACGUGCUGAGCCCUGUGAAGGGGUACUAGAUCCUAAUGAGAAAAUCGAGAUCUUCUUGGAGGUGUAUGUCAGUAAAGACUCAGUGACGCUUUUAAACUCUGGUGAAGACAACAUUGAGGACAUCCUGGUGCUUCAUCUGGACAGAGGGAAAGACUACUUCAUCACUGUCUCUGGAAACUACCUGCCCAGUUGUUUCGGCACAUCUCUGGAGACUCUGUGCCGCAUGAAGAAACCUAUCCGUGAGAUCCCCAUCACCAAACUCAUCGACCUGGGAGAGGAUAGCUGCAUGGAAAAGGAGAAAGCCCGGAUGACAUUCUUGUUGGACAGUGCUGGAACAGAAGAUAAACCUCUAAAGAUUCCCAAAGAGGUUUGGUUGCUUGUUAAUCACCUCUACACCAAGGCCUGCCAGCAGGAGGACCUUUUCCAGACCCCUGGCCUGCAAGACGAGCUACAAAGUAUUAUUGACUGCUUGGACACCAGCAUUCCUGAUUCCAUCCCUGGCUGUAAUCACUCGGUUGCUGAAGCUCUAUUGAUCUUCUUGGAGGCUCUUCCUGAACCCGUGUUGUGUUAUGAACUCUUUCAGCGCUGUCUCGAAUGCUCUCAUGACAGCCGCCUCUGCAAGCAGCUAAUAUCCCAGCUCCCACGAGCCCAUCGCAAUGUGUUCCGCUACCUGAUGGCCUUCUUGAGAGAAUUACUCAAACACUCUAUUGACAACAACCUAAACGCCAACCUCCUAGCUACUCUCUUCGCAAGCCUCCUCAUCCGACCGCCUCCCAACCUUGCUGGCAAACAGACGCAACAUGAUCGCCAGAAAGCCAACGACUUCAUCCUGGGUUUUCUGAUGGCAGGCGACGAAGACUGAGGAAGAAGACAACAGAACAAGGUGUCGUCUGAGGUGGUUCUGGAGCAAGCAAACAAACAAAACAAAACAAAACAAAACAAAACAAAAAAGAAACAAACAAUUGGGGUGUGUUUGUGGCUGGAAUUAUGAAAGGUUUUUGGGCCACACUACACAAACAUGUCUCAGUGAUGAAAGUUUGGCACUGUUGGAUAGUGCCUGUUUUGCACAGACACUGCCUGUAUGUUACGCUGUACUUCUGUUCCUGCUUUAGAGGAAUGGGUGUCAGCUUAUCUACGCCCCCUGAUUGUGUGGCUUUGGAAGCAUUAAUAAUUACACUUUAACCCUUACGAACCUCAUCCUUUUUUCAGUGUAGCAUCUGUAAUGCUACUUGAAACCCUACGUUUCUCUGGUUUUUAACUCUGGAUCAGAGUGCUGUAAUGCCAAAUCCGAAUAUUCCCGGCCAGAUUUGACUGAAGGCGUGUGAAUGUGACUCAUGGGGACUCAAAAAAAUGACUUUGUUACACUAAAGGAAAGCCAUGUUAUGGAGAUUGUAUUGACUGCUGCUGCCAGCUCAUCUUUCCGCCUGUCUCUCACUCUCUUCUCUUUCCUCCCCCAAAAAUGACCUUCACAAAGUGAGUGACUUUGACAAUCGACUAUCUUUCAGAGAGAAGGAGAGAAGUCUGGGAUAUGAUCUUUACUCAUUCAGUACUUUCUGAAUCAUGAUGAAUCAGCCGGGUUGUGUCUAUUUGUUAUUUAUGGAUUCCAGUCUCGUGCUCAUUUGUCCUCAGCAUUGGGCAUUUCGGGCAUCCCUCACGGUCUCUUCGUCGGUCUAUUGUGAUUGCACAAUCACACCCAUAAUUCUUCAGUCAUCUUCAAUAGUGACUAUUAGCAUUGGUUGUGGUUUAGAUCUGGACUUAAGGUCUUAUUCUUUUAUAGAUCUGCUCUGGAUCUUGUGCUUCUACAGAGACGUUAACAUUUUAAAUAAUGUGGUCUAUUAUCGUAUUGUCAUGUCCUGUAAAGAUGCAAGCGUGGUCUUUCUAUUUAUAUAUGUAUGUUGUGAGUUAUACUAACCCAGACCAGGAGGAUUUUGUGUACGUUUACAGUCUUUGUGUUCUUCGUUGGUGUUCUUUCAUGUUACAUAUACACUUUCUAUUUCAGUGUGGUAACAUACUGUCAUGUUUAUCUGUCUUGAACGCAUUGGGAUUCUGUCAAACAUGUUUGUGAAUAUGACUGAAACUCUGCAGGGUUUAACUCCUUGCACCAGUCAGGCUGGCUUUGUACUAGAGUGUGUAAAGAGGAAGUCUCCUCUGUUAUUAAUCAUCACCCCGAUGCUAAAAUAUUAUUGUAGCACAAACCACCAAAGCUGUUUCACCACAUACUCGUGUGACAUUGUUGCCCUUCUCCACUAGCAGCCUUUCCCUAGAAUCUCACAGGAAAUAUUUUUUGUGAGUCUUGCAACUUUGGAAAAAAAAAAGGAGUUGUAAGCAGUUUCUGGCCAACCAUGCUGUGUUUUGCCUUUCUUUAUUGUCAGACAAAAAGUGCAAAAUAGUAGCUUUAGAUGUGUAACGGCUUGUCACUGAAGCAGUACCCUUAAAGGAACACGCCACUCUUUUGGAAAAAGGUUCGUUUUCACAGGUCACCUAGAGUUUAACAGUUCAUUUUUACCUUUUUAAUCCAUUCAGCUGAUCUUGAUAAAUGCAGGAACAUUUUUAGCUUAGCUUAGCAUAAAUCAUUGAAUUGGAUUGGACCAUUAGCAUCUUGCUCAAAAAAGCCAAAAUUUCCUAAUUAUUGCUUGACUCUUCUGUAGUUCUAUCAUGUAAUAAGACUAUUUUCUAGGUCAUUAUGGCCAGGAAGUGUGCUGUCAUUCUGGUUUAAUAAUCAAGGGAUUUUGUUGCUGUACCAAGAUCUUGCACAUCGCUGUUACCUAACAGGACUAUUUUUCAGGGGAUGAUAAUAUCAUUGCACCUACUGCAGCCAUGGUACUACAGCAAAUUUCCUUGAUUUUUAAGCUGGGGUGCUAGUAUAGUUCCUAGCCAUAUUAACCUGGAAAAUAGCUACUUUUCAUUUUCCGUCAGUUUUAGUACACGAUGAAACUACAGUAGAGUCAAGCUUAAUAGGUAAAUAAUCAAAGCUCCUUUUUUGAGUAAGAUGCUAAUGGUCUAAUCCAAUUCAAUGAUUAAUGCUAAGCUAAGUUCAACGUGCUUAUGCUAGACUCGGAGAUCAGAUGAAUGGAUUAAAAAAUAGUAAAAUUAAACUGUUUAACUUUGUGGGAGUGGUAAAAUAAGCUAUUUCCAAAAAACAAAAAAGCUGAGUGUCUCUUUAGAGCCUACAUUGUGUUUUAUCUAUUCCUAAAAAGGUUUUAUUAGUAUCUUACAUAACCUAAAAGGUUCGCCUUAUGGUAAUAUCUUAAAACAUCGGUAUGUACCUUGAAGGUGCUACCUGAAACCUUUUACUGCCCCAGUGAAACUGCUAGAGUACUUUUGCACAAAUGCUAAGUAGUGACGUUCUGUGAAUGAUAUUGGCUGUGGCUGGAUGUCCUCUGAUGAUCCGCUUUUACAGAUCUCGCAUGUCUAAAUGACUUCACACCCUCUGCCAUGUUUAUAAGCAUAUGUCUGUGUCUUUAUGUUGGUGUCAUUUUUUUCUGCUUAAAGGGCCACCAUGGUGCUCUUCUUUCUUACUCAAACUUUAAAGGCCUGAACUAUUCACUCUUUUUAUUGCCAAUAAAUAAUGUUUCUGGGAGGGCCUCAUUGCUAAAGACUGAAUCAGAGGAACUGAUAUUCGGACUGAUAUUACAUAGUUUUCUAGAGUGCUGUAAUCACCACCCCGCCUGUUUGUUUGCCUUUGUGUCCUGUCUUUGUUUCUAUUUAGUUCUGGUACUUUGCAGCUGGGUACUUGCACAUACUUUGUUUUAUUUGUGGGAAGGGGUCGGGCAUCUAAUUUAUUCAGUCAAAUAAAAAGACAUUAUGACUAUGUAA